AAUACCUGGGGCAGUGAAUCAAAGCUGCUCUGGCAGCCAGUUCUCUCCUGUGAGAGAACAGCAAAACUGCUGGAAGGUAUCAGACACAGGGUCUGCCUAGCCUGGCAUCCUGUCUCCAGCAGGGCCAGCCCCAAGCAGGAGCCUAGGGUAUGGCAAAAAUAGGCAAGAAUGUAUUGUAUGGGAAAUAAUUUCCCUCUCUGGUGCUUAAUCCACAAGUCCUACCUCUUGUCUUUCCCAGGGCUGCCUGGUGCAGUGUAGAGCACGUGAAGAUGGAUAAGGACUCAACAUUGAGUAUUGUCAAUGACUGUGCUGCCAGAGAGAGGUCAGGAUGUGUUUUUCAGGUCCUAAACCUGGAACGAGGCAAUCUGUGAGGUUGUUCUUUCAAACUGAAAACGAUCCAGGUGGAGGACGUGGAGGAAUUCUGGAGAGACAAGACUAAAUCCCAGUGUUUAUUCAUGUUGUACAGGAGAAAAGAAAGCACAGUGAGGGAAGAGGUGCCUUUUCCCAGCUCAUUGGUCUAAGAAUGUGUGAGUCCGAGAGAUAAAGGGAGCUAUAAAGGGGGAAGCAGCUGGCAGGGCACCAGACCAAACUGACCACAGCUCCCAAAGGGUUGUGGCCCUGAUUUGAAGAGGUGCAUUCCUAAGGAAUCAGUAUGGAGCCUGAGGAGUACAGACAGAGAGGGAAAGAGAUGGUGGAUUACAUUUACCAGUACCUGAGCAAUGUGAGAGAGAGACGGGUGACUCCUGAUGUACAGCCAGGUUACAUGAGAGCCCAGCUGCCAGACUCUGCCCCAAUGGACCCAGACAGCUGGGACAACAUCUUUGGAGAUAUAGAGAAGAUUAUUAUGCCAGGGGUAGUCCAUUGGCAAAGUCCACACAUGCAUGCCUACUUUCCAGCUCUAACUUCCUGGCCUUCACUCCUUGGAGAUAUGUUGGCUGACGCAAUUAACUGCUUGGGAUUCACAUGGGCCUCCAGCCCAGCCUGUACAGAACUGGAAAUGAAUGUGAUGGAUUGGUUGGCUAAAAUGUUGGGCCUUCCAGAUAAAUUCCUGCACCACCAUCCCGACAGUGUGGGUGGAGGAGUAUUACAGAGCACAGUGAGUGAAUCAACCUUGGUUGCACUGCUGGCAGCAAGGAAGAACAAAAUUCUGGAGAUGAAGGUUUCUGAGCCAGACACCGAUGAGUCCUCGCUCAAUUCUCGCCUCAUCGCUUAUGCGUCUGAUCAAGCACAUUCCUCUGUAGAAAAAGCUGGCUUGAUUUCUCUUGUGAAGAUAAAAUUUCUGCCUGUGGAUGAGAACUUUUCCCUCAGAGGUGAAACUUUGAAGAGAGCCAUUGCAGAAGACAGAAAGAAAGGCCUAGUGCCAGUCUUUGUUUGUGCAACUUUGGGUACAACUGGUGUCUGUGCUUUUGACAAUCUCUCAGAACUGGGUCCAGUUUGUGAUGCUGAAGGUCUCUGGCUUCAUAUUGAUGCUGCAUAUGCAGGAACAGCAUUUGUAUGUCCUGAAUUUCGACUGUUUUUAGAUGGAAUUGAAUAUGCAGAUUCCUUUACUUUUAAUCCUUCUAAGUGGAUGAUGGUCCAUUUUGACUGCACUGGAUUUUGGGUUAAAGAUAAAUACAAGUUGCAUCAGACCUUCAGUGUUAACCCUGUCUACCUCAGACAUGCCAAUUCAGGAGCUGCAAUUGACUUCAUGCACUGGCAAAUUCCACUGAGCCGUCGAUUUCGUUCUUUGAAACUGUGGUUUGUGCUUCGUUCCUUUGGGGUGAAAAUGCUUCAAGCUCACGUCAGACAGGGUACUGAAACAGCCAAAUUCUUUGAAUCCUUGGUUAAGAGUGACCCACUCUUUGAAAUUCCUGCCAAGAGACACCUUGGGCUGGUUGUAUUUCGCCUAAAGGGUCCCAAUUGGCUGACAGAAAAACUCCUGAAAGAACUAAGCAGCUCUGGCAGGCUCUUCCUCAUUCCAGCAACCAUCCAUGACAAGUUCAUCAUUCGCUUUACUGUGACAUCUCAGUUUACAACCAGGGAAGAUAUUCUGCAGGACUGGAGCAUCAUUCAACACACUGCAGCCCAAAUCAUUAGUCAGAAUUAUGGGUUGCACUGCAUCAAUUCUGGUGAUGGGGCAGGAAUCCCCACUACAAUAGUUCAGCCUGCUUCUGAUGCCAUUAGCAAUGUUCCUCAGCUUUACUUAGAUGGAGGGAAAUAUAAAACACCUUCCAGAAAAACAGUAGUACAGCCUAAGAAAUUAUCAGUAAGUCCCAGUAAGUGUGUGAUUAGUCAGCAAGUGAAAGGUCAAGAGGACCCUCUGGAUGACUGUUUUCCAGAAGAUGUCCAAAAUGUUACCAAACAUAAGUUAACCUCUUUUUUAUUCAGUUAUUUAUCUGUUCAAGGCAAGAAAAAGACAGCACGUUCCCUUAGCUGCACCAGUGUGCCAGUGACUGGUAAUCUGGAGCAAUGUAACCCCAAAGCAGCAGCCACUGACAAGAAGGAGUCUUGUGCAAAUGCUAGAGUUCUUUCCAGGCUGCCUGAAGACAUGAUGAUGUUCAGAAAAGGUGCCUUCAAAAAACUAAUUAAAUUCUACAGUGUCCCAAGUUUUCCAGAGUGUAGCAUUCAGUGUGGCCUUCAGCUGCCUUGUUGUCCUCUGCAGGCCAUUGUUUAACGAAUAAGAGAGCUUGGUCCUUAGAAAGAGAACCAAAGUUUGCUUAUUCACAUGCAAUACUACAUGUUCUUUUGCUCAAAAUGUAAGCUGUGGCAAUGACUACUGAGAAAAUGCCUGUGCUUUUACUGGUGAAAACCUCAUGUAUUUAUAGAUUAAAAUGUCAA
Messenger RNA from Serinus canaria (Common canary), 2817 nucleotides. It is a transcript of the gene HDC, whose product is annotated as histidine decarboxylase. The record is from RefSeq and is a predicted model, not a curated record. The transcript is spliced from 13 exons. The coding region runs from base 653 to 2653 and encodes 666 amino acids. Gene Ontology annotation, biological process: histamine biosynthetic process; L-histidine catabolic process. Lineage: Eukaryota; Metazoa; Chordata; Aves; Passeriformes; Fringillidae. Gene Ontology annotation, molecular function: pyridoxal phosphate binding; histidine decarboxylase activity.